UUAAUUUAAUGAAGUCUAUAGUUAUAACAGGUUGCAACCGAGGCAUAGGCCUAGGACUUGUGAAAUAUUUAGUGAAAGAUAAAAUAUCCCCAAAAUAUGUAAUGGUUACAUGUAGGAAUUUGCAGAAUGCAAAAGAACUCCAAGAGAUAGCAGAUGCUAAUAAAAACGUACAUGUACUUCAAUUAGAAGUUGACAAACCAGAAACUUUCGAUAAUUUUGCCAAAGAUAUAGAAGCCAUUGUGAAAGAAGAUGGACUGAACGUGCUGUUUAACAAUGCUGGAUAUUCACCAAAAUCCACGAGAAUUAAUUUUGUCAAGGCUGAACAAAUGAUGGAGACUUUUUCAAUUAACGCCGUAGGACCAUUGAUGUUGACAAAGGCGCUCCUUCCAAUACUAAAGAGAGCUGCAACUAUAAAUAAGGAUAAACCACUAGGAAUCGAGAGAUCAGUUGUGGUUAACAUGAGUUCGUAUUUAGGAUCUAUAUCAAUGAAUAACCAAGGUGGUCUGUAUCCGUACAGAUGCUCUAAGGCUGCCUUAAACAUGAUCACCACUUCUUUAAGCAUUGACCUAAAACCCGAUGGAAUUUUAGUGACUUCGGUUCACCCCGGAUGGGUUAAAACAACCAUGGGGGGUCCAAAUGCUCCUUUAGAUGUAGAUAUUUGUUCCAAACGAAUCAUACAAUUACUGAAAACGCUCAACGAAGACCACAAUGGACAAUUUUAUUCGUACGAGGGCCACAAAAUUGGUUGGUGAAAUAAAUAAUGUAUGAAAAAGGAAAAAAUUUAUGUUUAAUUUUGAAUGUAGAUAUUUUAAAUAUAUUAUUUAAUUAUAAGUUUCAUAUAUUAAA
Diorhabda sublineata is the source of this 846-nucleotide messenger RNA. It is a transcript of the gene sni, whose product is annotated as C-factor. The transcript is spliced from 5 exons. Lineage: Eukaryota; Metazoa; Arthropoda; Insecta; Coleoptera; Chrysomelidae. The record is from RefSeq and is a predicted model, not a curated record. The coding region runs from base 9 to 752 and encodes 247 amino acids.